Molecule: messenger RNA, 4815 nt
Organism: Oldenlandia corymbosa var. corymbosa
Lineage: Eukaryota; Viridiplantae; Streptophyta; Magnoliopsida; Gentianales; Rubiaceae
Source: the annotation of a GenBank genome assembly
GGAAUGCUUUCUAAUAAACUCUUAAAAUUCUAAAAGUAAAUAGUGCAGUAAAUACUAGUCCGAGACUCCAACUUUUAAAGUCAAAUUAUGCCGCCAACUUCAAGGGCCGCGAAAACCAUCGGUUGAAUCUGGAAUCAGAGCUUCGCAUCGGACAGACCAUCACCGGCUUAGUAUCCUCACUUCCCACUUGCAGAGCAGUUAUUAGCAAGGAAUAACGUGAUAAUCGAUCGAGAUGGCGGAUUCAUCAGAGGGAGAGGAAGAGGGAAAGCUUGCCAUAGGAAACCAGGUGCUUGUGGUGGAUGAAGAUCUUACUGAGAUGGGUAAAAAGGCUGCUUGGACUGUCAGCUCUUGCAAGCCCGGAAAUGGCGUUGUUUCACUUCGUGAUGACAAUCUUGACACCUAUUGGCAAUCAGAUGGAGCACAACCACAUCUGGUUAAUAUUCAAUUUCAGAAGAAAGUAAAGCUUCAAUUAGUGGUCGUGUAUGUGGAUUUCAAGCUUGAUGAGAGUUACACCCCUAGUAAGAUCUCUGUUCGGGCUGGUGAUGGAUUCCACAACUUGAAAGAGAUAAAAAGCGUUGACCUUGACAAGCCGACUGGUUGGGUCCAUAUUUCAUUAUCUGGGACAGAUCCUCGGGAGACUUUUGUGAACACAUUCAUGUUGCAAAUAGCCAUAUUGUCAAAUCACCUCAAUGGGAGGGAUACUCAUGUCCGCCAGAUUAAAGUCUACGGGCCUCGGCCGUGAGUAACUCUUCCUUGUCCUUCUCUGUUUAUUUUUUGGUUUUUCGUUUGCCCAAUUUUCUACAGCAAGCUCUUCUGCUUAAAUGCUAUACUCAUUACUACAGGAAUCCUAUUCCUCAUCAGCCAUUUCAAUUCACUUCUAGAGAAUUUAUCACUUAUUCUACUGUGAGAUGAAGCUCUCCCGUCCACUGAAGUUGGAAAAGUAAAGCUUGUGAAUGGACGCAAAGAAUUGUAACCUUUUUCACUUUUGUAGCUACUAAAAGAGAACAUUGCAAGGUUAAAUAUUUUCGGUAUGUAGAUUAUGCUUAAUUUGCUCGAAACCCACAAAAAAUUAUUGCUCUUCCCGUACCCACUAAUGCUGAAGAUGAUGACCUUUAGUGGAAUGAAUAGAUUUGAUUAAGGUUCAGUUUGACUCUUGUUAGUUUGCUUGGAGGAAUGUGACGCAUCUCGUUGUACCACUUACACAUAACCUUUCUGUGCCUUUCUUUCUUGCCUGUUUGUGCAGGAAAAAAAAAAAUUGAAAUUUGCCUACGCAACAUUUAGCUUUCCACCAUAACUGCGCAAGCUUUGAAAAGUAAUUUUGCACGAGCAAUUUAGAAGCCAUUGGUAUUAGAUUGAAGGAAUUGAAAAUCAUAUGUAUGAACAAAGAGAUUACUUAUUCCGAGAAUGUGCUCAGGCUGCAUGGUCAAAUACAGGACUCUGCAUGAUUAUUGUCAUUCUCAUCAUCCAUGCGCUUGAUUUAGUUUUGCUAAUUAUCAGAAUUAUGAGUACUAUGAUCUGAACACAAAAGAAUAACUUCUAAGCACGUACAUGGCACAAGAAAAAACACAUUCCAUUCUGAGCAUCCCGCCAGUGUACCCAUUUGCAAAGUGAGAUUAUGAAUCAUAACUUAGGGCCAGAUAGACAUUUCGUACAGAUAAACAAAUUACGCAGGUAGGCGAGCAACUAACGGAAAGUGAUCAUAUCUACAACCACAUCAACAAUCAUUCACAGGCCGGCUUGGUAUCAAAGCUGCUCAAGCAGAUUGCAAAGGCUUGGAAGGCAGAGAGGGGGUAUCGGUAAUCCAUGGUGAAGAUGUCCUUCCCAAUUUUUCCGAACUGCAAAAUCACUUUGUCUUGUUCUGCAGGUGGUACAUUGUGCGAUGAGUCAACAGCCGCCACGAGCUGGAAAUUUUUCACCGAGGCAACUGUAACACGCCCUUUAAAGUUUAAGCACCAACACUGCAAUUGCUCAUGCCAUCGAGGGGCCUUAUUUUUUAGCAUAAGUGGCUCCUUAGACUGCGGUGUUGCCAAAGGAGCCGAUCUUGGAAGACUCAGGUCACUUAAGUCUUUCACAGGAUCUUUUCCUCUGAAGACUGUUAGUAGGCAAGACUUAUCAUCAAAAGACUGUGGAAAUGAAAUUGGUGUGGGGGCAGUGCCACCUUCUUGAACUGAAGAGAUGGGAAUCGAGUUCAUGACACAAUGCAUGCGCCUGGGCCCUCUCGUACGAAGAACAUUCAAUUCAUAGGAAAUAGUGGCAACGCUGUAGUUACACGCAGGUAGUCUUGGAGAUACACGCUUUGCAUGGAAUCUCCUACUCAAAUUAGUGGUUUGUGGGGCUGGAGCGUCAGAAGGAGGUUGGCUAUCAUAAAUGGUAAACUUGGUGCCCAGAAAGUUAGACCUGCUUAGGAGAAACGUUUCACAUUUAAUCAAGAAGAAAGCAGCAAAUCAUGUAUCUGAAGAUGAUCUUAAUCUUUUAAAGACUUGCCUCAACUUUCCUACAUAGGUACUACUGGCUCGGGAAAAGUCAUCAGCAACCAAGGAUAUCACAAAUUCUGUGCUCGUUGCCCUUCUGAACUUCUUUGCUGCCAACAAAAGCUUGUCGUUCUCAUCCUCAGCUGUGUUCAAUGUUGUCACAUUUGAUCAGUCAAGAAAAUUCACUACUAUAGCUUUUGGGAGAGAAAAACAAAACUUGUCCUAAAAAAAAAAAACUAGUAUCGCCAAAUGCUUGUAUGGACAUCCAACAUGUUUAACCAAGAAGUCGAGUCGCACAAGCUAGGGAAAGUCAAAGGAUAGCAUAUUGACAUUAACAGGUAACAGCAUAUUAGCUUAAACUGAACUUCACAUUCCAAUCAAUUCAGUAUCCAAGCUGUGGACGCAAAAAAUCUUUCUUAAGACCACAGAAAGAAUUAAUAAUUCAGGAUUUCCAAGUGAGGGAUACUCCUAGAAACAAGGAUAACAAUGAUGUUCAAAAUGAUUUUCUUCUGGCCAUUGAUAAAUCCACUUCCUAAGAUGUUAAAUUACCCUUAUGCAACGAAGCCAAAAGCAAAACAAGGAAAGACGAGUUCCAACAUUAAGAAAAUAGAUUAGGAAAACAGAAAAUAAGGUAAAACAAUGGCUCCAUUAUAUAUGACCAAUAAGUGAAAUCAGUUGAUCGAUUGGAUAAAAAUGAGCAAAUCACAAAACUAAUAUAGUACAAUGGACAUAGAUUGUUGAAUAUAAAAGAGAAUACAGAUCACAUGACAUGCGAAAUUUGGGGCUGUAGAAUGAGACUUACAUGGGGUGAGACCAAAAUACAAUCGGUAAACUGAUGUUGUUCGCUCCCUUUUAAUAUAGCACUGAAUUGGGGAUUCGCGAGGACCGGGCUGUAUGACAAAAAAUAUUUAGCAACAUACGAUCAAAUAUUACUCCCAAGGCCAGGAUAGGAGAUUCAGGUUCAGUGCAAAAUAAACCAUCGAAUUGGCACGAUGUCCACAACACAAAGAUACAUAACAACUGUAAGCACAACUUGCCUGUUUUAAUGAUAUAGGAAAGGUGAGCCUGCCACAUUCCUCUAGGGUCUUCACAGUCUCCUUAGUGAUAUCUCUCCACGAUUUGCAGACAGCUGCGCAAAAGACGACGACUGCCCUAGCAGGCCAUGAAGUCUCACUCUCUUCGACCCUUCGUAUUAUGUCCAGAAGAAGCUCAGGGGGCAAGUUUGCCCACUGACCUUGCUGGAUCUCUUCAGGCACAACCACAUCGGGGGCUAUGUGAGACCUGGUUCUUUUCCGCCAGUGCUUCCCUUCAAUUCUUCUUCUAGAUAUAUUCCCAAUCCCCUCUUUCAUCUCCUUCAAUUCUCGAAUGAUGCUCUUGAACGACAUUUUAAAGGAUCAUUAAAAAAAAACCUACAAAGAGAUUGACAAAAUGACCCAGUCAAAAAAAGUGACUUGUCAACGAGCUACUGAAUUCUAUUAAGCCCCUCAGCCCACACGUUUAACACUAUCUUUACACGGUAGAUCUGAGAACAAAAGGGGUUCUAAGAUUUAGCUUAACAUUCAAUACAGCAGCCAUUCUUAACAUUCAAUCAUUUUGAAAUUUAAUAUAUGACAUAAAUAGGCAGACUGAGCUGUUAAUACAUGAAAGAAUCGGAUGUAAAUGCAUACAAAUGAAGGCCGUUGUCAAAAAGUCUAAAACACCCAAUCUAAAAAAGGAGCAAAAAUGAAAACUGGAUAAAUUCAUGAUCCUCUAUGUGGGAAAUCAAAUACCAAUGCCUUAAACAAAAUAAAGAAAGAUCCACCAUUCAAAUAAGAAGCAACGACAUAGAAAGGAAAAAGAAAGCCCGCGAGAAGAUUAAAAAUGGAAAUCGACAGAGCCCAACAGCAAAAAAGGGAAACUAAGGAGAACCCACCGGAGAAAAAAAAUGUGUGGUGGAUGGAUGGUGCCAACAAGCUCGAAUCUGUAGAGAUCGGGGAUGAAAUGGAUUAGAUCGAACAAGAAGAGAAAAUGCGGUCCAUCCCCUUUCCCGGCAGGUUGUUGGCAGAGGAAACCCAGAUCAGUUUCGCAUUACUUUCCCCUGCACAGUGCCGGGAAACACCAGCAAACCACCGGCUGGCUUUCCUGACGGGGAAAUGGGCACCAGCUGGAAUAAAACAGGCACGCACACACACACCUCCACAGCUCCCCCCUUUUUUCUCCUUCUAUUAGAAAAAAAAAGGAAAAAAUUUCUUAGCCCAAAUCUACUACUUUUUAAGCCUUUAAAAUGGGAUAUAUUGCAGUCAAUGACGAAGACACACACAAACACACGCCCUCCCACACGCACAUUAUACUAUUCGCUUUUUAG